Messenger RNA from Eucalyptus grandis, 855 nucleotides. Its product is annotated as transcription factor bHLH14-like. The transcript has 2 exons. Lineage: Eukaryota; Viridiplantae; Streptophyta; Magnoliopsida; Myrtales; Myrtaceae. Gene Ontology annotation, biological process: regulation of DNA-templated transcription. Bases 1 to 855 code for a protein of 284 amino acids. The record is from RefSeq and is a predicted model, not a curated record. Gene Ontology annotation, molecular function: DNA-binding transcription factor activity; transcription cis-regulatory region binding; protein dimerization activity. Gene Ontology annotation, cellular component: nucleus.
AUGGCCUUCUGGGGAAAGCAUUUCGCUCAGGAGGUCACGUCUGAGAUCAUUAAAGAAGAUUGGAGCUUAGUUCAUUUGACCAAGUGCCUCUUCCCUUCUCGUUUCUGGAACCCUCCUGUCGAUCCUCGUGGAGAGAACCAAUCGAACGAAGAAUCGGCACUUGUCGAUGCCAGCAAGCGUCCAUUUUCUAAACCUGUCGGCACGGCAUAUCAUAACAUAUCUAAGAAGAGCUAUCGGAAGAAAAUAGCGGACGACGACGAUAAAGAAUCUUCAUUGUCGCCGUCGCUGUCAGGUCCCUUGAGCCACGUGGAGGCAGAACGGCAGCGAAGGGAUAAAAUGAACCAGCGGUUCUAUGCGCUCCGUUCCGUCGUCCCCAACGUGUCAAGGAUGGACAAGGCGUCUCUCCUUGCUGAUGCCGUCGACUACAUCAAGGAACUCCGGUCCCGGAUCGACGCGUUGGAGUCCAAGCUCGUCAAGUACGAGCGCUCGUCUCCGAAGCGCCUCAAGAGUGAUAGGGCUGUCGCUGACGUGAGUGAGACAACGUCGCUUCUGAGCAACAACAGCUCGACAAUGGCCUCAACGACUUUGGCUGUCCCAAGGCUGAGUGAGAUGGCGGUGGAGGUGAAGGUGUUGGGGUCGGAGGCGGUGAUCCUAGUGCGGAGCCCCAAUGUGGGGCAUCCGUGCGCGAGGUUGAUGGACGUGCUCGAGGAAUUGGGGUUGGCGGUCCGACACGCGAGCAUGUCGUGUGUGAAGGGGAUGAUGCUUCAGGAUGUGGUGAUUAGGACUCCGGUUGAGUGCUUGGUCAGCGACCAUUCCAUGAGAGAUGCCAUUCGGAAUAAGCUAUGCAAGUUGUAA